Messenger RNA from Solea senegalensis (Senegalese sole), 1256 nucleotides. RefSeq names its product nudC domain-containing protein 3-like. Gene Ontology annotation, cellular component: cytoplasm. NCBI's taxonomy places the organism in Eukaryota, Metazoa, Chordata, Actinopteri, Pleuronectiformes, Soleidae. The transcript is spliced from 6 exons. Gene Ontology annotation, biological process: protein folding. The record is from RefSeq and is a predicted model, not a curated record. Bases 1 to 1110 code for a protein of 369 amino acids.
AUGGAGUCACAGCGGGAGAUGACGGAGAUGUACGAUAAUGCUCUGCUGGGAAUCCUGCAGCAUGUUGGAAACAUCCGGGACUUCCUUCAGAUCUACUUCAGGUUUUUGUAUCGCAAAACCGACUUUUAUCGCCUCCUGUCGAGUCCCAGAGACAAGAUGGGCUUCCCUCCUGGUGUAGCGGAAAAGAUGGUGCUCAAGACAUUUAAGCAGUUUGAAAAGCUGGCAGAGCAGGACAGAGAGAGACAGCUGGUCCAGAUACAAAAGAGAGCAGAGAGUAGACUCGUUCCUGCAGCAGUUCAGGAGCUGGAGGUCGUCUCUGAGAAGACAGAGGAGACAGAGGAGCUGAGCACAGAGGGAGCACAGAUGGAGAACAACAACUCCCCCCUGGAUGCUGGGGAUGUUUCAGUCCCUGCAGACACGGAAGCGACCGUCUGCCCUCAGCCUGAUGCUGACAGCGGCGGCCGCAGUGAAGUUCCACGGCGGUCAGCUCAGGGAGACCAGGCAGCUGCAGCCAGCACUGACUCAGCAGAGGAGAGUCAGGAGAGAUUUCAGUCUGACCCUGACAGUUACAACGGCGCAGUGAGAGAAAACUACAGCUGGUCCCAGGACUACACCGAUGUGGAGGUCCACGUGUUUGUGCCCAAGACAGUGAUUAAAGGCUUUCAGGUUAGCGUCAGUCUGCAGACCAGCAGCAUUCAAGUGAGCAUGAGGGAUGGAGCCAUGGAAGAAAUACUGAUGAAGGGAGAAUUCACACACAAGAUCAACACAGAGAACUCUCUGUGGAGCCUGGAACCUGGACGAUGUGUGAAUCUGUCACUGAACAAGGACUCGGAGGUUUGGUGGAGCGCGGUGCUGAAAGGGGAGAGGGAGAUCGACGUGAACCGCAUCAACCGCGAGCGCUCCAUGGCAACAGUCGAUGAGGAGGAGCAUGCGGUGUUGGAGCGACUCACCUUUGAGAACCAUCAGAAGCUGCAAGGCAAACCACAGAGUCACGAAACGAAAGCGCAUGAGAUGCUGAAGAAGGGCUGGGACGCUGAAGGUUCCCCUUUCAUAGGGCAGCAGUUCGACCCGUCCAUGUUUGACAUCCCACCCGGUGCAGUGCAGCUCUGAGACGCAGCCGCUGCUUCAGCGACAUGAACUGAAUCUGUUAUUAUUGAACAGAGAGGUUUGUCCUUGAAGCUGAAGCUGAAACCUGAUAUGUGUUGCUGACUCUGUAGAGACCCGGAUCAUGAAAAUGAAUCAGUGUUUUCAUAAAA